AACAUCAUCCAACACAAAAAAAAAAGGGGGAAAAGAAAAAAAGUUAAAAGCAAGCUCUUCCCUUCCCCACACUUUACCGCAGACCAACCACCCCAUCUAGCCGUUGUUUAUAUAUAUAUAUAUAGGAGGGACAAAAAGAAGUUGCAGAGGAGAAAAUAGUAAGGACAUUGUUUUCAAUCUCUCUAUCACUAAGUUACUCGAAAGCAAACUACAGAUCGAGAGAGAUUGGCUUCUGCAUUCAAAUAAACAUUGAUCUUCAGCAUUAGUACUGCAAGACGUCUUUGGUGCUUAUUUUGGUAUCAACUAUAUCAGAUUAUAGUUAGUUUCAUCCGCUUAUCUCUUACGGAUGGAGCUGAGGUGCCGGAGGGAAGAAGUCAACUUCCCCUGCUUCAUUGGUACUUUUAUGCCAUGACUACAACUUCUUUGUCUUGCUCUAAAGGAUAAAUGGAGGGCAUUACUGAGAGAUAUGGCAAGAUCAAGCAAGGUUACUGGUUAGACCAAUUUCGACAUGGCUCUAAUCCUUGGAUGGCUAGAUAUAUUUACGGCUUAUUAUUUCUGGUUGCAAAUUUACUAGCUUGGGCUGUUCGUGAUUAUGGCCAUAGCAUUUUGAAAGAAAUAAAGAGAUUUAAAGAAUGUAAUGGUGGUGAAGAUUGUUUGGGUGCAGAAGGAGUGUUGAGAGUAAGCUUGGGGUGCUCUCUUUUCUAUUUAGCCAUGUUCCUCUCUACUGCUGGUACAUCGAAAUUGAAUGACCGUAGAGAAUUAUGGCACUCAGGAUGGUGGUCUGCCAAGCUUUUCAUGAACAUUUCUCUAAUUCUACUUCCCUUUCUUCUUCCUGGAGAGAUUGUUUCAAUCUAUGGCGAGGUUGCGCAUUUUGGUGCCGGGGUCUUUUUAUUAAUUCAGCUUAUAAGUAUAAUCAGUUUUAUCACAUGGCUGAAUGAUUGCUGCCACUCUGAGAAAUAUGCUGUCAGAUGCCACAUCCAAAUGAUGUUACUUGCAACCACUGCAUAUAUUAUAUGCAUCCUUGGGAUCAUUCUAAUGUACAUUUGGUAUACUCCUCAACCAUCAUGCCUUCUUAAUAUUUUCUUCAUCUCCUGGACAUUAGUACUCCUCCAACUCAUGACCAGUAUCUCUCUCCACCCCAAGGUGAAUGUCGGUUUCCUGACUCCAGGUUUUAUGGGGCUUUAUGUGGUGUUUCUCUGCUGGUCUGCCAUCAGAAGUGAACCCCCAGAGGAGAAAUGCAUCCGGAAAGCAGAAUUGGCAACUGGAAAAGGAGACUGGUUCACCAUCAUUAGCUUCGUUAUAGCGGUCCUUGCAAUUGUCAUUGCAACAUUUUCAACUGGAAUUGAUUCGAAAUGCUUUCAGUUCAAAAAGGAUGAUGCGCCUCAAGAAGAUGAUGUUCCAUAUGGUUACGGAUUCUUUCAUUUCGUCUUUGCGACAGGAGCAAUGUACUUUGCAAUGCUAUUAAUUGGAUGGAAUCCUAAUCACGCCAUGAAGAGGUUUACAAUAGAUGUUGGUUGGACCAGCACUUGGGUAAGGAUAGUGAAUGAAUGGGUUGCAGUUUGUGUUUACAUAUCAAUGCUCGUGGCUCCCAUCGUUUGGAAGAGCAGGCAAGUAGCAUCAGCAUCACAAGUUUGACAAACUUCACAUUACCAAAGAUUGUUCCUAUUCUUGUGGCUUUUCAAUGGCUGGCCUCAGUGGCUCGGUUCCAUGUCUGUCGGAGAAUAGAAGGAAGUCUCUGCAUAUGCAACAUCUUUUGUCGUUCUGAAGACAAAUGUGUAUCAAAAGACUUCCACUAGCAUGAUUCAUUUAGUUUUUUGAUAAAUUGUUAAAUUGUUGUUACUGUAACGUUAUAGAAUCUCGAUUUCUUGAUCCUUCUUACAGGUAAAUGAAAGCAGAAAAAGAAAAAAAAAACACAAAGGGGUAAACAAAUGAUCGAGCUGUUAUUUAUUUUUGUUGGCCAAUCUUUUAUUUUCCUUUGUACGGUUUGUAUUUCCCUUGAUAAAGAGAUUGAAGUACA
Molecule: messenger RNA, 2017 nt
Organism: Nicotiana tabacum (common tobacco)
Lineage: Eukaryota; Viridiplantae; Streptophyta; Magnoliopsida; Solanales; Solanaceae
Cellular component (GO): membrane
Source: RefSeq, a predicted model, not a curated record